This is a messenger RNA of Myotis davidii, 3291 nucleotides long. RefSeq names its product guanylate cyclase 2C (gene GUCY2C). Gene Ontology annotation, biological process: intracellular signal transduction; receptor guanylyl cyclase signaling pathway; protein phosphorylation. NCBI's taxonomy places the organism in Eukaryota, Metazoa, Chordata, Mammalia, Chiroptera, Vespertilionidae. Gene Ontology annotation, molecular function: protein kinase activity; peptide receptor activity; ATP binding. The coding region runs from base 99 to 3161 and encodes 1020 amino acids. The record is from RefSeq and is a predicted model, not a curated record. The transcript is spliced from 26 exons.
ACCUAGCUAGAGGCUGUCGAGCGGGAGCUCCUGUCUCCCUAAGAGCCCAGAGUAAAGCAACUGAGCACAAGGAGUAUGGUGCUGAGGUGAGCGAGGUCAUGAAGAAACCACUGUUGGGCUUGACUCUGUGUUUACUGCUCCUCUGUCCAGGGCUGAUGUGUCUCACCAACGAGGUGAUUCAGAAAUGCAACAAUGGCACCUACGAGAUCAGCGUCCUGAUAAUGAAAAACUCAGCCUUCCAAGAGCCCCCGGUAAAGUUGGAAAGUGCAGUGAGACAGGGAGUGAAAAUCGUGAAUCAGCGUCUACACGGUCUUGGAAUAAAUGCAACUGUGAGUGCUAGCUUUAUCCGUACAGAGGAUGCGUUUUAUAAGUCAAAUGACUGUCGGAGUAGCACCUGUGAAGGCCUUGACCUACUCAGGAGAAUUUUUAAUAAAAAAGAGGUGGGUUGUGUCCUCAUGGGACCCUCGUGUACAUAUUCCACCUUCCAGAUGUACCUUGAUGCAAGUUUUACAUAUCCCAUGAUUUCAGCUGGAAGUUUUGGAUUGUCAUGUGACUUCAAAGAAAAUUUAACCAGGUUAAUGUCUCCGGCUAGGAAGUUGACGCACUUCUUGGUUGACUUUUGGAAGAUUAAUAAUUUGUCAUUCAAAACCUCUUCCUGGACCACUGCAUAUGUUUUCAAGAAUAAUAAUGAAUCUGAGGACUGUUUAUGGUACCUCAAUGCUCUAGAGGCUGGAGUUUCUUAUUUUUCUCAGGAACUUAACUUCAAAGAGGUAUUGAGAGGAGAGGCUGAGUUUCAGAAAAUCUUAAUGCACCAGGAAAGGAAAAGCAAUGUGAUUAUUGUGUGUGGUACACCAGACAUCAUCUCCUCCAUCAAGGGUGACCGGGAAGUGGCUGAAGACACUGUCAUUAUUCUAGUGGAUCUAUUUAAUAACCACUACUUCAUGGAAAAUGUCACAGCCCCUGACUAUAUGAAAAAUGUCCUUGUUUUGACACUGCCUCCUAAAGAACCAUUCCCAGAUAGUUCUUUUCCCCAGGACUUAUCAUUGGAGUUAAAUGACUUUUCUCUUGCCUAUUUGAAUGGAAUCUUGCUCUUUGGACAUGUGCUAGAGACAUUUCUUGGAAAAGGAAAAGAAGUUGACACCGACGAACUUGCUCAUGCUUUCAGGAACCUCACUUUCGAAGGGUAUAAGGGCUUUGUGACUUUGGACAUCUAUGGGGACAUCGACAAUACUAUGGCGCUUCUGUAUACCUCUGUGGAGACCAACAAAUACAGUAUACUUUUGACCUAUGACACCCACACAAAUGUCACUAACCCAGUGAAUAACAGCCCCUCAUUCAUCUGGAAGAACCGGAAGCUUCCUAAUGAUACUCCAGACCGGGGACCUCAAAUCCUGAUGAUCGCCGUCUUCACUCUCACUGGCACUGUGGUUCUGGUCCUGUUGGCCGCUCUCCUGGUGCUGAGAAAAUACAAAAAGGCGCAUGAACGUCGUCAGAAAAAAUGGUCCCACAUUCCCUGUGAAAAGAUCAUUCCUCUGGAGACCAAUGAGACCAACCAUGUGAGCCUGAAGAUCGAUGAUGACAAGAGACGAGAUACAAUUCAGAGACUGCGACAGUGCAAAUACGACAAAAAGAGAGUGAUUCUAAAGGAUCUCAAGCACAAUGAUGGCAAUUUCACAGAGAAGCAGAAGAUAGAACUGAACAAGUUGCUUCAGAUUGACUAUUACAACCUAACCAAAUUCUACGGAACUGUGAAGCUUGAUACCAUGAUCUUUGGGGUGGUCGAAUACUGCGAGCGAGGAUCCCUCCGGGAAGUUUUAAAUGACACAAUUUCCUACCCGGAUGGUACAUUCAUGGAUUGGGAGUUUAAGAUCUCUGUCUUGUAUGACAUUGCUAAGGGGAUGUCAUAUCUGCACUCCAAUAAGACAGAGGUCCAUGGGCGUCUGAAAUCCACCAACUGCGUGGUGGACAGUAGGAUGGUGGUGAAGAUCACCGAUUUUGGCUGCAAUUCCAUUUUACCUCCAAGAAAGGACCUGUGGACAGCCCCAGAGCACCUCCGCCAAGCCAGCAUCUCUCAGAAAGGGGACGUGUACAGCUACGGGAUCAUCGCCCAGGAGAUCAUCAUGCGGAGGGAAACCUUCUACACGCAAUGCUGCCGUGACCAGAAUGAGAAGAUUUUCAGAGUGGAGAGUUCCAAUGGAGUGAAGCCCUUCCGCCCAGAUCUGUUCCUGGAAACAGCCGAGGAGAAGGAGCUGGAAGUAUAUCUACUUGUAAAAAACUGCUGGGAGGAAGAUCCAGAAAAGAGACCAGAUUUCAAGAAAAUUGAGACUACACUGGCCAAGAUAUUUGGCCUUUUUCAUGACCAGAAAAGUGAAAGUUAUAUGGACACCUUGAUCCGACGUCUACAGCUAUACUCUCGAAAUCUGGAACAUCUGGUGGAGGAAAGAACACAGCUGUACAAGGCAGAGAGGGACAGAGCUGACAGACUAAAUUUUAUGUUGCUCCCAAGGGGCAGCUUCACUGAUCAGAAACUGUUUUCACAGGUGGAAACCAUCGGUGAUGCCUACAUGGUAGCUAGCGGCUUGCCUAAGAGAAACGGCAAUCGGCAUGCAGUGGACAUUGCCAAGAUGGCCUUGGAUAUUCUCAGCUUCAUGGGGACCUUCGAGCUGGAGCAUCUUCCCGGCCUCCCGAUCUGGAUUCGCAUUGGAGUUCACUCUGGUCCCUGUGCCGCGGGCGUCGUGGGGAUCAAGAUGCCUCGUUAUUGCCUAUUUGGAGACACCGUCAACACAGCCUCUAGGAUGGAAUCCACUGGCCUCCCCUUGAGAAUCCAUGUGAGUGGCUCCACCAUAGCCAUCCUGAAGAGAACCGAGUGCCAGUUCUUGUAUGAAGUGAGAGGAGAAACGUACUUAAAGGGAAAAGGAACCGAGACCACCUACUGGCUGACCGGGAUGAAGGACCAAGAAUACAACCUGCCAACCCCUCCUACUGUGGAGAAUCAACAGCGCUUGCAGGCUGAGUUUUCAGACAUGAUUGCCAACUCUCUGCAGAAAAGACAGACUGCGGGGAUAAGAAACCGAAGACCCAUGCGUGUAGCCAGCUACAAAAAAGGCUCUCUGGAAUACAUGCAGCUGAACACCACAGACAAGGAGGCCACCUAUUUCUAAACCUAUGAGGCCCAAGGACUCAGGCAAAUGAAGUACCGAUGCCCUCAGGCAGUGACCUCCAGGGUCCCGAAGCCUCCAUUUCCCAGAGACCUCAGUGGAACACAAGACUCAGAUGCCUCCUACUAACCCA